AUCCAAACCCACAAACACACUCACCACCUUCAAGUUAACCUCUCAAACCCGACACAGAGAGCAUAAAUGGGUUCCGAAUCAUUGGUUCAUGUUUUCUUGGUUUCCUUCAUCGGCCAAGGCCAUGUGAACCCACUCCUCCGCCUCGGCAAGCGCCUCGCUGCCAAAGGCCUCCUCGUCACCUUCUGCACCGCCGAAUGUGUCGGCAAGGAAAUGCGCAAGUCCAACGGCAUCACCGACGAGCCCAAACCAGUUGGAGAUGGAUUCAUCCGCUUCGAAUUCUUCGAAGACAGAUGGGCCGAGGACGAGCCAAUGCGCCAGGACCUCGACUUGUACCUCCCGCAGCUCGAGCUGGUCGGAAAGGAAGUCAUUCCUGAAAUGAUCAAGAAAAACUCCGAGCAAGGCCGCCCUGUCUCGUGCCUCAUCAACAACCCCUUCAUCCCUUGGGUGUGUGACGUUGCAGAGAGUCUAGGGCUUCCUUCGGCCAUGCUUUGGGUUCAAUCCGCUGCUUGUCUCGCUGCCUACUAUCACUACUACCAUGGGUUGGUCCCCUUUCCUUCAGAAUCGGACAUGUUUUGCGACGUUCAGAUUCCAUCUAUGCCGCUGUUGAAGUACGAUGAGGUACCCAGCUUCUUGUACCCUACUAGUCCUUACCCGUUUUUGAGGAGGGCCAUUUUGGGACAAUACGGGAACUUGGAGAAGCCCUUCUGUAUAUUGAUGGACACUUUCCAAGAACUCGAGAGCGAGAUCAUCGAGUACAUGGCUUGUUUGUGCCCGAUCAAGGCUGUUGGUCCUCUCUUCAAGAACCCGAAAGCCCAAAACGCUGUCCGCGGCGACUUCAUGAAGGCCGACGACUCCAUCAUCGGCUGGCUCGACACCAAGCCUAAAUCAUCUGUCGUGUAUAUUUCAUUCGGAAGUGUGGUUUACUUGAAGCAGGAGCAAGUGGAUGAGAUUGCUCACGGGUUGUUGAGCUCCGGAGUUUCUUUCAUAUGGGUGAUGAAGCCCCCACACCCUGAUUCCGGCUUUGAACUUCUGGUUCUGCCGGAAGGGUUUUUGGAGAAGGCAGGAGACAGAGGCAAAGUUGUGCAAUGGAGUCCACAAGAGAAGAUUUUGGAGCAUCCUUCGACGGCUUGCUUUGUGACUCAUUGCGGGUGGAACUCAACCAUGGAGUCACUCACCUCAGGAAUGCCCGUGGUGGCAUUCCCACAAUGGGGUGACCAAGUGACCGACGCCAAGUAUUUGGUCGACGAGUUUAAGGUGGGAGUAAGAAUGUGCCGUGGAGAGGCCGAAGACAGGGUGAUCCCUAGGGAAGAGGUAGAGAAGUGCUUGCUGGAGGCGACCUCGGGGCCCAAGGCGGCGGAGAUGAAGCAAAACGCCUUGAAAUGGAAGGCUGCGGCUGAGGCGGCGUUUUCCGAGGGAGGGUCGUCGGACAGGAACCUCCAAGCCUUUGUGGACGAGGUUAGGAGGAUCAGUGCUUCCCUUAACAGUAAGUCAUCAGCUGUCGGUUAUGUCAAGUCAAAGAUCAAUGGAGUUGUUGAGUAUGUUGACUCAAAGCUGAAUGGAAAGGCUGCACCAGUAGAAGGGGCAAAGACAAGGACAAAUGGAAUCGCUAAGGUCGAAGAGCCUAAGGCAGCUAAUGGUAAGGUUGAAAUCGCUGAGUUGACGCCCAUCAAUGGAAAGGUUGAAAUCGCUGGGUUGAAGCCCAUCAAUGGAAAGGUUGAACUAGUCGAAUCGUAAAGGGGUGGUUUUAGCUAAUAUAUUUUACAGAAUUAGUAUGGAUUAUGGAAUAACUGAAAUACCAUCAGUUGUGGUAUGCGUUAUUUACAUCUUUUUUUUCUUUUUGAUCUUUUCAUUUUUAUAUAUUGUGGUCUAUAAGGCGUCUAGGGAUCAGACGCUUCUUCUUUAUAGUCUCAUUUUGUAUCUUGGAAUGUAACUCAUCAUCUAUUCUAAUUACUCUUCUUAUCUACCUA
Messenger RNA from Fragaria vesca subsp. vesca, 1967 nucleotides. Its product is annotated as cinnamate beta-D-glucosyltransferase-like. Lineage: Eukaryota; Viridiplantae; Streptophyta; Magnoliopsida; Rosales; Rosaceae. The record is from RefSeq and is a predicted model, not a curated record. The coding region runs from base 67 to 1734 and encodes 555 amino acids. Gene Ontology annotation, molecular function: UDP-glycosyltransferase activity. The transcript has a single exon.